Molecule: messenger RNA, 1197 nt
Organism: Drosophila navojoa
Lineage: Eukaryota; Metazoa; Arthropoda; Insecta; Diptera; Drosophilidae
Biological process (GO): extracellular matrix organization
Molecular function (GO): extracellular matrix structural constituent conferring tensile strength
Source: RefSeq, a predicted model, not a curated record
AAGUCAUUGAGAUUUAUAUUCGAAUCAUUAUUAAUUUCAUCAAAAUAUAAAGAAUAAAGAAACCGAAAUAAUAGACCGAUUUCUCAGUAGAUGCGAUUAAUAACGGUCCCAUAGAAUCUGGAUGAUUGAAAGUAAGAUUUUAAAAUUUGUAUAUUAUAUGUGCUUGCACACAUUCUUUGGAUCAAUAUAAAAGUGUUAGAUUUAUCGGCGAAAGACAGCAUUUGUUUAUUCGCCAUGACGGUGAUCACAUUAAUCUAUUUCUUCUGUGGGAUAUGCGUUGCCAGCAGUGUGGGCACGGUGUCUUCGAAGAACACUGAGCAAGAAACGGGACGAUUCGUUGCCACUAUUCAGUCUCCGGUUCCAGCGCCACCCUCACCACCAAAUGUAGUAUACAAACUACCAUCACCAUACUAUCCGCAUCCGCAUCCGCAACAUCAAUGUUUUUGUCCGCCGGGUCCUCCAGGACCACCGGGUGUGCCGGGACCACCAGGUCCUUCAGGGUCGCCGGGAAGACCAGGUUACCCUGGUAUAAAGGGAGACAAAGGGUCAAAGGGAGAUAAAGGUCACUUUGGGUUACCAGGACAUCGCGGUCCAGUUGGGCCGCCAGGUUAUCCUGGUGACAAGCACUGGCCGGCACCUCCACCUCUGUAUCCACAUCAACCUCCUAUAAUAAUACCCAUUCCUAUUCCACCGCCGCACAAGGGAAAGCAUCAUAAAGAUUAUAAAAGUGUCCACACAGUAGUUCCAGGAUUUCCCGGGCUUCCCGGCCAUCCGGGUCGCCCCGGGUAUCCGGGCUAUCCAGGACAUCACCGGGGACCCCUACGAGAUCAACCCACAGACAAUUCUAUAGAUAAUGAAUUAAAUACAUUUGAAAGUUUAAGUGAUGACCAUACUGAUGACCAAAACAAUAUCAACGAUAUCAACGAAUCACUGGUCUAUCUAACACAAACUUUGUUUGACGAAGGUGAAUCCGGUAAUUAUCAGGCUAGUACACCUCUGAGCAUCAAAGACAGUUCUGAAGCCGACAAGCCCAACACAAACGAACAGGGUGUUGAAGAACAACAACCAGUAAUCAAUAGCCAGUCCGAGGAGAAUAACGAUGUUGAAGAACGCAGUUCGAAAGGUCCACUUAUUUUAGCAAUAUCCACUCCUCGAAAUCCACUCCAAAUAUAUGCAUACGAUAAAAGUAAAUAAAAA